This is a messenger RNA of Drosophila takahashii, 523 nucleotides long. RefSeq lists its product as uncharacterized. NCBI's taxonomy places the organism in Eukaryota, Metazoa, Arthropoda, Insecta, Diptera, Drosophilidae. The record is from RefSeq and is a predicted model, not a curated record. Gene Ontology annotation, molecular function: calcium ion binding.
AAGAAUGUAGAAUAUUCUUCUGAUAAUAAAUUCUGAUUCGAAGCAGCUCAAAAAGUCUUACACCGACAUGGAUCCACCCGAAUAUACUCUGUCCACAGACGAUCUUAAGGAGAUUCGUGAAGCAUUCGCCCUUUGUGAUCCCCAAAAUACUGGAAGAAUCAGCCCAGAAGAUUUGGGAGCUGUGAUGCGAGCUCUAGGGCAAAAUCACACCGAAUCUGAAAUUUACAGAUAUUCCGAGGCGCUCGAAGGAAAUUUCUUUGGUUUCAUAACACUUGAAGAUUUUAUCGAAUUAAUGACCAAAAUCUACAAAAUGAUGGAACAUGUUGAUCAUUUAAAGGCAGCAUUUAAUAUCUUUGAUUACGAUAAAGAUGGGUAUAUAUCACAUAGCGAGAUGCGCACCGUUUUCACCAAUCUUGGUCAAAAAAUGACUGAUGAAGAGUUUGAUGAUGUGUAUCGUCAGAUUGAUGUGGAUGGAGAUGGCGUCAUUACCUGGAAAGAUUUUUAUACCGCCUAUAGAUCCUAG